Molecule: messenger RNA, 1506 nt
Organism: Sordaria macrospora k-hell
Lineage: Eukaryota; Fungi; Ascomycota; Sordariomycetes; Sordariales; Sordariaceae
Source: RefSeq, a predicted model, not a curated record
AUGAAGCGCAAGAACGUCAAAGGUCUUGCCUUGGCUCCCGCCGCCCCCAAACCCCCUCCAACUGCCGAGACCUUUUAUAAGGAUAAAGACGACGACAACAAUGCCCAGCUAGAGAUUGGCAUCGAGUUCAACCUGGAUCUCAGGCCUGAGGAUCUGGAGCUGAUCAAGGAGUUGGGAGCUGGAAAUGGAGGCACCGUCAGCAAAGUCAGGCAUAUCCCGACAAAUACAGUUAUGGCUCGCAAGGUCAUCCAUGUUGAGGCCAAGAAGGAGAUGCGCAAGCGCAUCGUCCGCGAGCUUCAGAUCAUGCACGGCUGCCAUUCCGAGUAUAUUGUCACCUUCUAUGGCGCCUUCCUCAACGAGCAUAACGAUGUGAUUAUGUGCAUGGAGUACAUGGAUGUUGGUUCGCUCGACCGCAUCUCCCGUGUUUUCGGUCCCGUUCGUGUCGACGUUCUCGGAAAGAUCGCCGAAGCUACACUCGGUGGCCUCACGUAUCUUUACUCCAAGCACCACAUCAUGCACAGAGACAUCAAGCCCUCCAACAUCCUCGUCAACUCGAAGGGCCACAUCAAGCUUUGCGAUUUUGGUGUUUCCGGAGAGCUGGUCAACUCUGUCGCCGACACCUUUGUGGGCACAUCCACCUACAUGGCUCCUGAAAGAAUUCAGGGUGACAAGUACACGGUCAAGUCCGAUGUAUGGAGUUUCGGUUUGUCGAUCAUGGAGUUGGCAAUUGGCAAGUUCCCGUUCGCUAGUGAUCAGCUUGGGGAUGAUGCUGAAAAUGCUCCCGCCGGUAUUCUCGACCUUCUCCAACAAAUUGUUCACGAGCCAGCACCGAAGCUACCCAAGAGCGACGCUUUCCCACAAAUUCUUGAGGACAUGAUCCAGAAGUGUCUUUACAAGGAACCUGAGAGGCGACCGACGCCCCAAGAGCUCUUUGAUCGCGAUCCCUUCGUACAAGCGGCAAAGAGAACCCCAGUCGACCUGAGAGAGUGGGCUUGCAGCCUGAUGGACCGGGAUAACCGCAAGUCUCAUCUCCAGCCCCAACUCUCUCCGACAACGCAAGAACUUUUAAGGUCCAGCGAUGAACCUACACCCACUUCAGGUGAGAUUCCCAUUCUGGGGACUAUGGUGUCACCUCGUGACCAACAUAGCAGCGUACCAAACCGACCCCCGCCACGCAGCCGAACAGACAGCGCUGGCCGCACAGGUGGACCGCCUAUACAUCCGGGACUGGGAGCGCGAGUAGCUACGACUGGCUCUCAGCCCAGGUACCCGCAGCAGGCGCCUACUCCUCCUCCGUCCGAAAAGCGACCAUCCAUGUCGACCGGCCAUUCGUAUACUAGUUCCUCGUCCUCGACCCGAUCGGGCUUCGCCCUACCCAUCCGACCGGGGCCUCCGGGCCAGCCGAUGCCGCCGCCGCCCCCGCGAAGACAGCUUACAGCGGAGGAACUGCAGAGGGAAAGUCGCCGGCAAGCCGCAAUGCAGCAGCCUCCAACCGGCCGAUUUUAA